Molecule: messenger RNA, 882 nt
Organism: Salvia hispanica
Lineage: Eukaryota; Viridiplantae; Streptophyta; Magnoliopsida; Lamiales; Lamiaceae
Molecular function (GO): oxidoreductase activity
Source: RefSeq, a predicted model, not a curated record
CACUCAACAACGUAAUUCAUCUCUAUAUUAUACUCUGUUUUGCUCUCUUCUGUUCAUUCUCAAACUCAACUAAUUAAAAACGAAGUUGGAGAGAUGAAUUUCAAGCGUAUAUCUCUCGGGUUUGUGACGCUGUGGUGUUUGUUGUGGCCGAUUGUGAGCCAGCCGCCGAGGCCGGAUGGAUUCUGGUACGACGAGGAGGCGGAGGUGGAGAAGGCGUUGUUGAUUGAAGCGUUUUUCGACCCGGUUUGCCCCGACAGCCGCGACUCGUGGCCGCCGCUCAAGCAAGUCGUCCAGGAGUUCGCCUCUCGCGUUAGGCUCGUUGUCCACACCUUUCCUCUACCUUACCAUGACAACGCAUUUGCCACUUCUCGGGCGCUGCACAUAACUAAUAGGUUGAAGAACACUUCGGCAACAUACCAUCUACUAGAAGCAUUUUUCAACCAUCAGGAACAAUUUUAUGGGAAGGCAACAUUUAACAAGUCUAGAUCAGUUGUGACGGACCAUAUAGUGGAGUUCACGGCAAAUGAACUUGGUUCAUCGUAUCGUUCUGCGAUCAAAUCUGGCUUCAACGAAACCAACACGGAUCUUGCAACAAGAUAUGCUUUCAAGUAUGGUUGCAUACGAGGAGUUUACGGGACACCGUUCUUCUUCGUGAACGGGUUCCCGUUGCCCGAUGCAGGAUCACCUCUCAACUAUAUAGGAUGGAGAAAAGUGUUGGAUCCUUUACUCAGAUAGUAAUGCCUACAAAUGCUCCAAAUUUGUAUUGCAGAUUUUAUUUGGCUUACUUACAAUCUAUAUGUCGUAUUACACAUUUAAUAACACUAAUAUUGUGAGUACUAAAUAACAUAGGGUCAAAUAAAUCUUUCAUCUUUUACCACACAA